This is a messenger RNA of Thermothelomyces thermophilus ATCC 42464, 4958 nucleotides long. RefSeq lists its product as uncharacterized. The coding region runs from base 154 to 4836 and encodes 1560 amino acids. The record is from RefSeq and is a predicted model, not a curated record. NCBI's taxonomy places the organism in Eukaryota, Fungi, Ascomycota, Sordariomycetes, Sordariales, Chaetomiaceae. The transcript has a single exon.
CCUAGCUGGACCCGAGCUAACUUUUGCUAAGCGGCAACUCUGUGUUCAUUCCUACAUUUGCCCUCCCUAAUGGUUGUAGGUCACUAAGUAGUCGAAUCUCGAUUCGACGAUUAUGGUGGAGGCGUAUAAGUUUCCUCAAGUCGAUACAGGACCAUGAUGGCGUCUCGGAGGCCGGGACCGCAAGCAUUGGGCUGGUCGGGUAUUGCGGGGCCAAGAGAUCCCGGGAUCGGCGCGGAAGCCUCCGAGGAAGAGUCCAAGUUGAAGCCCGGAUGGAUGGCUAAAAGGGCGGCCGGACCGAGUCACCAACCGUCGAGGACGAUACCGCAACCGAAUUUAUCCAGCCGACUGCCGCAGCCUUCUUCUCAUAGACGACCGUCUGGUGGCCUGCCACAACAGUCCCUCGCUGCUCAGCCGCCACGCUCCCGGACUUCCAUCGGCAGCACGAGCGGCGUAGCGGUGCGAGAUGCGCAAGGGCCAUCCUCAUCCGCCCCGACCUCCAGCAGGCUCCCAACCCCUAAUUUGAAGCCUCGAAACGUCCUACGGAGGAAACGUUCCGGUUUAUCGCAAGACACAUCCAACAACCGUGUCGCUUCCCAAAAUGACUCGACUGGGACGGCCUCAUCCGAAUCGAACCCUCGUUCCCAAACGCCUCUCGACCCCCUUGAUCUCGACCGCGAGUUGGCCCAGAGCCCCAUGGAAAUCCGGACGGCUCAGCAGGUUGAGAUUCCCAUGACAAAGGCGCACACGGUGACGAUAUAUCCCGAACUGGACAGGUACCGGGACGUUAAGCCGCCACGGUCCGAGAGUCCCAGUUCCAACCAGCCGUCCCGCCUUGCCACCAACGACCUCCCUCCCCCAACCCCCCUCUUCUCCGGGACGAGCAGCCAGCCCAGCACCUUCAGCGGCAGUCCAUCCACCAGGUGGUCGGAGUCACCGGGGCCGGGGCCAUACAGCCGUGACACCACCCCAACCUCCAUUUCGUCACAUUCUCCAGGCUUAGUAGCCCCAAUUCGGAUACCGCCGUCCGGGACAAGGGCACGACAAGCAGAUCAGGCCCUGAGCAGGCCUCCUGUCACUCGAAGGAGAGCCGGCAGUCUCUCAAACGAAACAGGGCCGGUAAGCGCUUCUGACCCGCGGGGAUUGGCCGUUGUUAAGGAGUUGUCAACCUCGUCGUCCUCCAAUUCGACUGUUCGUGCUGAAAGCGGCGCAAAGGAGAGGAAGAAAACCAAAGGAUCGUCGCACCGACCGCCGAGCCCGCCGCCUCGAAAGUCGUCUCGGGUGUUUCAGGAGAGUCGCGAUGAACUGGGCGGCCCGCCCAAUGACACGCUCAAGGCCGCUCAACCGGAAGCGUCCUCACCGCCUGCUGUGAAGUCCACCUCUAGUUCCCGGCCCCAACCUGUGCAACCGGGAGCACAUUCCGCCUCGUCCAUACCGGCCCCACCUCGACGACCCAGUCGCGAUGGUACUCCCGACCUCCACGCCCACAUCGGACAAUCUAUGCCCGUCGUUCACAGCAACUUGUCAUCGGCCUCCCUGCCGGAAAGACGGCAGAGCGGUCUUCUGGCUCCCGGCGCGGCAAGUCGGCCACCCCUCUCCACAUCAUGCUCGGACGCGCCGAACCACUCCGCUACGCGGGCGCAAGGCAAGGAGCCCUUCCCGGCUCCCAGGCCUGCCGUCUGCCAUGAUGUGGGGAGUACAUACAAGCAAGAGCCGGCGCGGCCGGCGCGGACGCCGAGCCCUAGCGUAUCCUCGACUCUCAAGACUCGAUUUCCCAUCUUCGGCCGACGGACAAAGACGCACCCCGAGCCUGGCCAACAGCAAAAGAAGGACAAACCCACGAGGAAAGGGCCAGCGGCUGGAACUGGCCAUGAGGGCUACGGAAGGCUGGGCUCGGUGCGCCGGAGGAGCAAUAGUGUCACGAACGUUGCUCGCGUGAUUCCCGGGACCAUGUCGUCGCAGGAAAGCCUAGCUAGCCUGUCCCACGAUCGGUUUCUGAGGGAAAGAAUGGCGCCCGUCAUCAUUGCUGGCGGCGAAGUGGUUGAGAAUAGGAACGCUAGCUCGGAGCUAACCCGCGUUGAGAGUAACCAGAGCUCUGCCGUGAGGCGGCCCAGCAUCGAUUCUCGGAAUGGCUCCCAAGUCUCGCUCUCAUCUCGCGAGGCACCCUACAAGACCCUCGCUCCGUCACCAUUUCCCCGCAACGUUGCGCCGAGCCCUUCGCUGGGCGGUCGGCGUCCGUCAGAGAGCAGCGAUUCCGAGGCCGUCGCGAUGAAACCGACUAUUGCUUUGAGAAGAUCUUUGCAGCGGCUGAAAUCCGGCGAAGAGGAAGCCCCAAGGCUACCCAGACCGAUCGUCACGCAGCCCCAUGUUGCGUCGCCCUCAAUGGCCAGCCUGGAUGCUAGCAUCAUGUCUGACGACUCCAUGUUUGAUCCUCCCGCCGGGCCAGCCGUGACAGCGGCCGAAUCGCCUACCACGACAAUCACUUCCGGACCAAAUAAGCUGAGGAGGCGAGCCCGAUCUCCUCGAAAAUGGAACCUUUUUGGCCGCUCGCGCGGCCAAAAGCCUGCCGAAAAGAAGUCGGAGAGGACCGCAACUGUGCCUGCUACGGUCCAGGUUGUGCCGAGUAAAUCUGUCGCGUUUUACGCCAUAAUGGAUCCCUCAGAGCAGGACGAUUCCGAUCCGGUCGACCUGGAGGAAGUGCUCCGCGAAGCCAGGGGCAUCGCCAUCACAACCCCCGAGGUGCCCGAUGUGGAACAUACGGGAAGCAGGAGACCGUCCGCCUCUGAACAAGUAGCGCCGAACGUGGCAACCCUUCAGCAACCCGAAGCCCAGCCACCCGCAGCUUCAGAGAGAGCCUUUCAAGUUCCAACCACCUCACCAGUCCCAUCGAAGUCAAGGCCAGAGCCUGCACCGGUUCAGCAGCCUGCCCUUCAAGCCCAAAGCCGCCCCAGCAGACUUCAUCGGGUUGGCCGCAUCCCUAAAGUUGUCAACGCACGAGGGAAUCAGACCUCCCCCAAGAGCUUCUCGCGGCCGUUUAACAGGCUCGGUGCCCAGAGGCCACCGGUGACGCUCGAACCCAAGAAUGGAGAGUCGGUUGCGAAAGGCCCAAGCCCCCCGGAGCCUUCCACACUAGAGCACUCUCGUGACAAUCCAACGUCGGCAAACGAGUCAAACUUCUCAGCGCUGAUACAUGGUAUACCGAAAUUAGUGCCUCCGGCUUCCGACCAACCCGGACAGGAAUUUCUUGCCUUCUCACCCCGCAAGGACUCGCAGUGCGCGACAACGACCUCUUCCAGCAGCUCAGGGAGGCUUAUGAACUACUCUGAUGCUACCGCAAUAGUGCCGUCUCCUAACGCCCCGCUUGCUGAAGAUGAGAUUUGGGACGAGUAUAACGACCUCCUCGGGGAGGACACAAUCAGGUUGUCAACCUUCCAAGCACCGUCCUGGCCGAAGCCGCUGAAACUCGAUGGUUCUGCGGGCAAGAAGCGGAUCGAACCAAGUCUGGAAUCGCCCACGCUCAGCCCGCCUGCCCUGCCGAGCUUGGUCCAAACCUUGCGGUCGGGGAUGGAACAUCCACAAUCGCUAAGCAUCAACGGGUCAGAGAUCGCUCUGGAGGUCAAGCGGAUGCUCGACUACGAGCCGACGCCGAAGAACUCCAUGGUCGCCGCCGACACCCCUUCCAGCCAGGACAACGAGGCAGGCCGCUCGAAUCCGAUGCAGCCAAGAGACGAGGCAGUGUUCACGAAGAGAGACAGCUGCUCCUCUUCCCGCCCAACUCGGAGGUCCAAUGCCAGCAGCAGCAGCACUCAGUGCUCAGAAGACAAUUCUCCAUUGUCCCAAGUCAACCUGCGGGUAGGCUCCAUGACUGUCAGCAAGUGGCUCACAUUUGGCCACGUUCUCUUCAGUCCCGUCCGAGACGAGCUGGUCUCCGACGUUGGCUCGCUCAAACGGCCCUCCAUCCUUGUGAUCGACGGCCUAGGGAACGACGACUGGUCCUUCUACGCCGCCGAAACAUACCCAGCCGCUACCUUCUUCAAUCUCUCGCCCCGCGCUCCCCUUCCAGCCGAGCACCGGAACGAAUCCUCCAUUCCACUCAGCCCUCCGAAUCACCACCAGGUUCAGUACCUUUCCCACACCGCCAAAUUCCCCUUUGGCGCGCAAAGCUUCACCGCAGUCGUCUUCCGCUUCCCCGCCGCUGCGCCCGAGAGCCACUACCGCAACAUCAUCUCAGAAGCCCGCCGCGUCCUCAAGCCGGGUGGGUACAUUGAGCUCUCUAUCCUCGACGCCGACUUGAACAACAUGGGCAACCGCUGCCGCCGCACGAUCCGCCGCCUCAAGGAACGCAUCCACGCCAGCGCGCCCGACAUCAGCCUCGCGUCGACCUCUGAUCUCAUCCUCCGCCUGAUCGGCAGGCGCGGAUUCGUCGACAUCAAGACGUGCAGGGUCGGCGUUCCCGUGGCUAGCACGAUUGCCCGGUCGCCGGUCAGCGAGGCCAGUUUGAAGAGGAGGGACUCCAAUAGCGUUGCCGCUGCUGCUCCGGAGAGGACCAGGACCAAGACGAAGCCCAAGAAGGACGAGCGCAGCCUACCGGAGAUGAUCAACGAUGACAGCCCGGUCGCGGACGAGAGCAUCGCGCAGUCGGUGGCCAAGGUCGGGAGGUGGUGGUACAGCCGGUGCUACGAGAGCGCAGUGGCACCGGGGAUCGGCCCGUCCUCGAGAGGCAGCAUCUGGAGGGACAAAGCGCUGCUCGCCGAGUGCGAGGAGUGGGGGACCAGUUUGAAACUGAUGGUGUGCCAUGCCAGGGUGCCGGAUGGGAGGGCACGGGUGGCGAGCAUUUGACCACGACCCCUUUUCUCUUUGCUUCCUCCCGAUAUUCGAUGUCCGAUUUCAGUUUCUUCCUCGCGGCGGAGGAGGAAUGGUUUCUCGCGAACAAUUGGUACCAACGAACGGAAAAAAAUAGU